AUGCGAGCAGUAGGCUUCCUAUUCCUGGCUCUCAUGACAAUCUCAUGUCUUCUGAUCAAGGCGAAUGGUAUUCCAAAGCCUCGCCCCUUCAAAAUCUCCGACUACCAGCGCUGCUUUGAAGAGCAUGUCAUGGUUUUGACAAUGACUGGCGGCUUCUUGUUCUUCUGGGGCAUGUUUCUUCCGUUGAACUACAUCAUCAUACAGGCAAUGUCGAGUGGAAUUUCGCCCGAUCUCGUUCCAUAUCUCUUGCCUCUGAUUAACGGUAUCAGUCUGAUUGGCCGUUUGACAGGAGGCGCACUUGCGGAUGCCAUCGGCCAGUUCAACUCUAUCAUCACAUACGCGAUUGCGUUUGGUUACGGCUCAGGUGGCUACGUCUCCGUCUUUCCCGGGUGCGUUGCGCAGAUCAGCCCAAUCGAGGAGAUUGGUACAAGGAUUGGACUUGCUGCGCUAGUCAAUUCCUUUGGGGCUUUGACCGGAAGUCCACUGGGCGGUGCAUUGAUCUCUGAUAAGGGUGGAAGUGGAAAUAGCUUCAUUGGGUUGCAACUGUUUUGCGGUUGCACCAUGAUCGCUUCAGUGUUUGCAUAUGGAGCUGCACGUUGGUCUCUGGAGGGUUUCAGGUGGACAAAGGUGUAG
Messenger RNA from Fusarium pseudograminearum CS3096, 633 nucleotides. RefSeq lists its product as uncharacterized. The record is from RefSeq and is a predicted model, not a curated record. Gene Ontology annotation, cellular component: fungal-type vacuole membrane. Lineage: Eukaryota; Fungi; Ascomycota; Sordariomycetes; Hypocreales; Nectriaceae. Bases 1 to 633 code for a protein of 210 amino acids. The transcript has 2 exons.